ACAGUCUUAUCCCAGUGUUGUUUGGCAACACUAUAUCAUUGUAUAACCACUGCUGAUAACUUAACAUCGAUUUUUCUUCUAAAUAAACAAACAUCUCUCUUUAUAACUGAGCCAACACUGGACACAGGCUCAUUUUCUCUCUGACAACAGCACACCGCAGCAGACAUGAUGAUGGGAUCCCGCUGUCCGGUAAUCCUGUGGCUGGCCCUGGCCGCCGCCGUGGGCUCGGUGUUCGGGCUGGGUGAGGACAUCGACCGGCCUCUGUUCGGGCCUCCAGGCUCUCUGAUCCGGCUGCAGGAGUCCGACCCCGGCCUGAAGAAGGCUCUGGAGUUCGCCGAGGAGCGCUACAACCGGGGCUCCAACGCCAUGCACCUCCGCAAAGUCAGCCGGCUCCUCUCGGCCACCAAACAGCUGGUUAAGGGGAUCCGCUACACCAUAACAGUGGAACUGAGUAACACCCAAUGUAAGAAAUCCACCAUGCUCAGGACAUGUGACUUCUAUCCCGAGUUGCAGAAACUCAAGACGGAGGUGUGUGUGUUCGAAGUGUGGGACGUUCCCUGGCAGGGCACCUCGACUCUGCUCAAACAGAAGUGCCAGCCUAAAGUUGAACCUCAACAAGAAGAGACCAACAAGGUCAUGGAUGCAUCCACUAGUCAGCCUCUGGAGGAGUCUGUGGAGCUGUUGGGCCAGUUCAAGGAAUUCAUGGUUAAAUACAAUAAGGACUACAGCAGCCAGGAGGAGGCAGAUCAUCGUCUGCGAAUCUUCCACGAGAACCUGAAGACUGCUGAUAAGCUCCAGUCUUUGGAUCAAGGGUCAGCCGAGUAUGGAGUCACCAAGUUCAGUGACCUGACUGAGGAAGAGUUUCACUCUACAUACCUGAACCCGCUACUGAGUCAAUGGACUCUUCACCAGCCAAUGAAACCAGCCGCUCUGGCCCGAGGCCCCGCCCCUGCCAGCUUCGAUUGGAGGGAUCAUGGAGCUGUCAGUUCUAUUAAAAAUCAGGGUAUGUGUGGAUCCUGCUGGGCAUUUUCUGUGACAGGGAACAUUGAAGGCCAGUGGUUCCUGAAAAACGGGACGCUGCUGUCCCUCUCUGAACAAGAGCUGGUGGACUGUGAUGGGCUGGACCACGCGUGCAGAGGAGGCCUGCCGUCAAAUGCUUAUGAAGCUAUUGAGAAGCUGGGCGGUCUGGAGACAGAGACCGACUACUCCUACACCGGGAAAAAGCAGAGUUGCGACUUCACCAGCAUGAAGGUGGCCGCCUACAUCAACAGCUCUGUGGAGCUGUCCAAAGAUGAGAAGGAAAUUGCAGCUUGGCUGGCUGAGAAUGGACCAAUCUCUGUUGCACUGAAUGCCUUUGCCAUGCAGUAUUACAGGAAGGGUGUGUCUCACCCUUUGAAGAUUUUCUGCAACCCCUGGAUGAUCGACCACGCUGUGCUGAUGGUGGGAUACGGAGAACGUAAAAAUAUCCCAUUCUGGGCCAUCAAAAACAGCUGGGGGGAGGAUUAUGGAGAACAGGGUUACUACUACCUAUACAGAGGGUCCAAUGCGUGUGGGAUCAACAAAAUGUGCUCAUCUGCUGUAGUCAACUAAAGCACUAACAGCACAUAUUCACACACACACCAUCAUGCUACAUGUUCCACAAUUGCCAGCCGACCUCAACGUUACAUUAGUCACUCACACAUUUGACCCAGAAUGCAUGAUGAUUACAUACAGACACACAUAAAGUCCUACUGAUGUUACUUUUCCGUUAAACCAGACUAGUGUUCCACCAUCAUACCUCACACCUCGUGUCCGUUUUACUAAAAACAUACCAGCUCUAAUAAAGCUAGCUUUGCUGUGGAAUUUUACAGUGAUUUUAAAGUAGAUUUUUAUGUGCACAUUUCAUUCCUGCAGGUCAUAAUGAUUGCUGUGUUUUAGGCAGUUUUGGAUUUAUCUCGUCUUUCCUCACAGUACCUGAGCCCACGCUUGAUGAAGAGCGUGCACUAGUUGUAGUUAGACUUGUGUCGUGUGAGUUUUCUUUGAUGUUUUGUUACUAGUGUCUAUGCUAAUGCUACGUAAUACUUGAGAGGGGGUUUGAAAGAUGGGGGUUUUACCUUAUUGGUCUGCACAAUACUUCAAAACUGCAAUAUAAUUGUAAAAAACUGCCGUAAGACAGUCAGAAAUGAAACAAGGUUGAAUAAAAAAAGUGUGGAAUCCUA
Messenger RNA from Sebastes umbrosus (honeycomb rockfish), 2198 nucleotides. It is a transcript of the gene ctsf, whose product is annotated as cathepsin F. The record is from RefSeq and is a predicted model, not a curated record. The coding region runs from base 166 to 1590 and encodes 474 amino acids. Gene Ontology annotation, cellular component: lysosome. NCBI's taxonomy places the organism in Eukaryota, Metazoa, Chordata, Actinopteri, Perciformes, Sebastidae. Gene Ontology annotation, molecular function: cysteine-type endopeptidase activity; cysteine-type endopeptidase inhibitor activity. The transcript is spliced from 14 exons.